GUAAUCUUCCCUCCCUCUCGCGCUCAUUUCGCAUCAUCUCUCUUUCUCUCUCUUCCAUCCCCGCUAAUUUUCUUGAAAGACCUAUUUUCUCAAUUUUCGCUUGGUCGGAGUUGCGAAUCGAAGAAGAAGAUUUCGAGCCUGACUUGAUAAUUUGGCUUCACAAUCAAGUUUUCGGUUCCAUCUCCGUCUCUCCUGCCGUCUCUUAUUCAUUCCUCUGCAACAACAAUGUCUGAAUCACUCUGAUUCUCUCGCAUCGUCGCAUUCGUAUGUUUUCCGCUUCAUCGGUUUUGGAUCGUUCAUAUCUCAUGGCCUUCUCUCUAUAAAUAUGAAAGAGUGAUUUGCUAGAUUUCUAAGACAGAAAACCAUGGAUGAAGAGGAAGAAACUAAAAAAGCAGAAGAAAAUUAUGAGAAUGAUUCAGACAAUGAAGUUACAAAUGAUGCACAGAAAAGCUCCCAGCCAUCUCAAGAACACACGAAUAUUGAUGGUGAUAAAGCUGAUAAAGUUAGUGAUGGUGUAGUCUUGGGAGGGGUUAAUAAUGUGACUACAGUUGAAGAUGAAGACCAGUUUGAGCAGGUGUGUUUGAAAGACCAGGAGAAGACUGCUGGUGAAUUAUCCGGUGGUCUUUUAGAUUCCGAGCGAUCUUCGAAUUCUGAAGAUGCAAGACUUUCUUCUGGUGCAGUCCAAGAGUCUUCCCAACAUAUGACUGGAACAUUUGGUGCGGAAUCUGACGACUCUCCAGUUGGUCAACUACAAUAUGAAAGCCAUUCUUUUAGUCCAGGGGCUGAUAAGAGACUGGGUCAUUCUACUAAACCAUCAACCUCAUCAGCUAGUUUUGAUUCGGGAUAUUCCCCUGUUGGUUCACCACAAAAGUUUAAACCAAAAUCUGUGAUGCCCAAUGUGUCUCCAGAGUUGUUGCAUUUGGUGGAUUCCGCAAUAAUGGGGAAGCCUGAGAGUUUGGACAAGUUGAAGAAUGUUGUGAGUGGUAAGGAAAGUUUUGGCAGCAGCGAGGAAAUGGAAAGUGUUGCUUUUUCAGUAGUUGAUUCUCUCCUUGCGACAAUGGGUGGUGUUGAAAGUUUUGAAGAGGACGAAGAGAACAAUCCUCCUAGUGUAAUGCUAAAUUCUCGUGCUGCCAUAGUAGCUGGGGAGCUUAUUCCUUGGCUUCCUUGUCUGGGUGAUAAUGAGAUGAUCAUGUCCCCAAGGACAAGAAUGACCAGGGGACUGCUUGCUAUUUUACAGGCCUGUACCAGAAACAGAGCCAUGUGUUCUAUGGCUGGUCUGUUGGGAGUGCUUCUAAGGUCAGCUGAAACAAUUUUUGUGCAGGAUGUAGGUUCCUCAGGCAAAAUGAGUUGGGAUGGAGCUCCUUUAUGCUAUUGUAUUCAGUACUUGUCAGGGCAUUCACUAAAUGUUUCAGACUUGCGUUCAUGGUUUCAAAUUAUUACAAGAAUACUUGCCACCAAAUGGGCAGCUAAACUAUUGCUUGCAUUGGAGAAGGCAUUGUGUGGAAAAGAGUCUAAGGGACCCACAAGUACAUUUGAGUUCGAUGGUGAAAGCUCCGGUUUGUUAGGUCCAGGGGAGAGUCGUUGGCCAUUUUCAAAUGGUUAUGCAUUUGCCACAUGGAUUUAUAUUGAGUCAUUUGCAGACACAUUAAAUACAGCUACUGCUGCUGCGGCAAUUGCUGCUGCAGCAGCAGCCAAGUCUGGAAAAUCAUCUGCCAUGUCUGCUGCAGCAGCUGCAAGCGCACUUGCUGGUGAAGGGACGGCGCAUAUGCCCCGCCUUUUUAGUUUUUUAUCUGCUGAUAAUCAGGGAAUUGAGGCAUAUUUUCAUGCACAGUUUUUGGUUGUUGAAUGUGGAAGUGGAAAAGGAAGAAAGGCUUCAUUACACUUUACACAUGCAUUCAAGCCACAGUGCUGGUACUUUAUUGGUCUGGAGCAUACUUGCAAGCAGGGGCUUAUUGGAAAAAUUGAGAGUGAGUUAAGGUUGUAUAUUGAUGGGGCCUUAUAUGAAAGUCGACCUUUUGAGUUUCCUCGAAUCUCCAAACCACUUGCAUUUUGCUGCAUUGGAACAAACCCACCUCCUACAAUGGCUGGUUUACAGCGCCGUCGUCGCCAAUGCCCUUUGUUUGCUGAGAUGGGGCCCAUUUAUAUCUUCAAAGAGCCAAUUGGUGCAGAAAGGAUGACACGCUUAGCAUCUAGAGGAGGAGAUGCGCUACCUUCUUUUGGUAAUGGGGCUGGACUACCAUGGCUUGCAACGAAUGAUUAUGUGCAUCAUAUGGCAGGAGAGAGUUCUCUUUUAGAUGCAGAUAUUACAGGAUGCCUUCACCUUCUUUAUCAUCCGAGUUUGCUUAAUGGUCGUUUUUGUCCAGAUGCUUCACCCUUAGGUGCUGCAGGCACACUAAGAAGACCGGCUGAGGUUCUUGGGCAAGUCCAUGUUGCUACGAGAAUGCGACCGGCGGAGGCUCUGUGGGCCUUAGCUUAUGGAGGUUCUAUGUCUUUACUUCCUCUGGUAGUAAGCAAUGUGGAUGAAGCUAGCCUACAACCCCAAGAAGGGAGCACUCCUCUUUCUUGUGCUACGACUAAUCUUGCUGCCCCAAUAUUUCGAAUAAUCUCCAUGGCUGUUCAACAUCCGAAGAAUAAUGAAGAAUUCUCUCGUGUUAGAGGACCCGAGAUUCUUUCGAGAAUUUUAAACUAUCUCCUGCGGACUUUGUCUUCGCUUGAUCCUGGAAAACAUGAUGGAGUUGAAGAUGAGGAACUUGUCGCUGCUAUCGUCUCCUUAUGUCAGUCCCAAAAGAGCAAUCACAUACUUAAAGUGCAGCUUUUUAGCACCUUGCUAUUGGAUUUGAAAAUAUGGAGUUUAUGCAACUAUGGACUACAAAAAAAGCUUUUGUCAACACUUGCUGACAUGGUUUUCACAGAAUCAUCAGUAAUGAGGGAUGCCAAUGCUAUUCAAAUGCUUCUUGAUGGCUGUAGAAGAUGUUACUGGACAAUUGGUGAAAAGGAUUCUGUCAAUACAUUCUCUUUAAAUGAAGAUCAACGUCCAGUAGGGGAAGUGAAUGCAUUGGUUGACGAACUCUUAGUGGUUAUUGAGCUUCUAAUGGUCGCAGCUCCUCCCUCACUGGCAUCAGAUGAUGUUCGCUGUUUGCUUGGUUUCAUGGUUGACUGUCCACAACCAAAUCAGGUUGCGAGAGUAUUGCAUUUAGUGUACAGGUUGGUGGUGCAACCAAAUACUUCUAGAGCUCAUACUUUUGCUGAGGCUUUCAUAGCAUGUGGUGGAAUAGAGACACUUCUUGUUCUCUUACAGCGAGAAGUCAAAGCUGGCGAUGUCACUGAUCCGGAAGCUAUGACAAUUCAUGAAUCUUCAUUUUUCCAGGAAUCUGGUGUUGACAGUGGGGAUGGAGUCUCCGAGAGAAUCCUUGAUGGUGAUGUAGGAUCUGUGGAAGAACAGAAACCAAAUGUGUCUGAGAAAGAUUGGCAAUUUGAAUCAACUGAAAUUGGUGGUGUGAGACGCUUUUCUUCUGCUUCUGGUGUGAGAAUUGAGAGGACGCUAUCUAUUUCUGAGAAUUAUUUUGUCAAGAAUUUAGGUGGCAUAAGUCUUUCAAUUACGGCUGACAAUGCAAGAAAUAACGUUUACAAUGUGGACAAAAGGGAUGGAAUUGUUGUUGGGAUCAUUGGACUUGUAGGUGCUCUAGUAGCAUCAGGCCAUUUGAAAUUUGAUUCUUUUUCUCCUUCAGAUGCAACGACUAACAUUUUGGGUAGUGGGCUUCAUGAUGGAGGUAGUAGCAUGUUUGAUGAUAAAGUUUCACUGCUACUGUAUGCUCUUCAGAAGGCUUUCCAAGCAGCACCUAAUAAGCUUAUGACGAACAACGUGUACACAGCUUUGAUGGGGGCAUCGAUUAAUGCUUCUUCAACUGAAGACGGGCUAAACUUUUAUGAUUCUGGUCAUCGCUUUGAACACCUACAACUACUGUUGGUUCUUUUACGCUCACUUCCCUAUGCAUCCAAGGCUUUCCAAUCCCGAGCAUUGCAGGAUCUUCUGUUUUUGGCUUGCAGUCAUCCAGAAAACAGGAACAGUUUAACCAAAAUGGAAGAAUGGCCUGAGUGGAUUCUGGAGAUUUUGAUUUCCAACUAUGAGAUGGGAGAGAGCAAAAAUUCUCAGACUGUAACUGUAGGAGACGUGGAAGAUCUCAUACAUAAUUUUCUGAUCAUCAUGUUAGAGCACUCAAUGCGCCAGAAGGAUGGAUGGAAGGAUAUUGAAGCUACAAUUCAUUGUGCAGAAUGGCUCUCGAUUGUGGGUGGUUCAAGUACCGGGGAUCAUCGAGUGAGACGCGAAGAAUCAUUGCCGAUAUUUAAAAGAAGGUUAUUGGGUGCUUUGCUGGACUUUUCUGGGAGGGAAUUGCAGGCUCAGACUCAAGUUAUUGCUGCAGCAGCUGCUGGUGUGGCAGCUGAGGGGUUAUCACCAAAAGAUGCUAAAGCUGAAGCAGAAAAUGCUGCGCAGCUUUCUGUAUCUUUGGUGGAAAAUGCCAUUGUGAUAUUGAUGCUUGUUGAGGAUCAUUUGCGGUUACAGAGUAAAUUAUCAAGUGCUUCAAGUGUUGGAGAUGGUUAUACAUCUCCUCUUUCACUAGUGUCUCCGCUGAAUAACCGCGCAAAUUCUUUGACCAGUAUUGGUGGCAAAGAGCCACAAGAACCUGCGAGUAUCCGUGGAUCAAUAUCUAGUGCGCCUAGUGGACUCCCUAUUGAUGUCCUUGCUUCAAUGGCCGAUGCAAAUGGGCAAAUUUCUUCUGUGGUGAUGGAGCGUCUCACUGCAGCAGCAGCAGCCGAACCUUAUGAAUCUGUUUCAUGUGCUUUUGUAUCUUAUGGUAGCUAUGCAACAGACUUAUCUGAGGGUUGGAAGUAUAGGAGUCGGUUAUGGUAUGGUGUUGGUCUUCCUUCAGAUAAUACUCUCUUGGGUGGUGGGGGCAGUGGAUGGGAAUCUUGGAGGUAUUUGGAAAAAGAUUCUAGUGGGAACUGGAUCGAACUUCCUCUGAUAAAGAAAUCUGUGGCCAUGCUCCAAGCUUUACUCUUGGAUGAAUCAGGACUCGGAGGUGGCCUUGGAAUAGGUGGAGGAUCAGGUACUGGAAUGGGGGGUAUGUCUGCACUUUACCAGUUGUUAGAUAGUGACCAACCAUUCUUAUGCAUGCUCCGAAUGGUGCUUCUUUCAAUGAGGGAGGAUGAUGAUGGUGAAAAUGGUAUACUCAUGAGAAAUAUAAGCUUCGAUGAUGGAAUUCCAGAAGGAAGAAAACCACGGUCAGCUUUACUUUGGAGUGUGCUUUCACCUGUUCUUAACAUGCCAAUUUCUGAUUCCAAGAGGCAGAGAGUGUUGGUUGCUUCUUGUGUCCUCUAUUCUGAGGUUUGGCAUUCAGUGAGCAAAGAUAGAAAUCCUCUUCGAAAACAGUACCUUGAGGCUAUUUUACCUCCGUUUGUUGCCAUUUUGAGGAGAUGGCGCCCUUUAUUGGCUGGAAUUCAUGAGCUCGCCACCGCAGAUGGUUUGAAUCCUCUAACUGUUGAUGACCGGGCAUUGGCUGCUGAUGCCCUGCCAAUAGAGGCUGCUCUUGCCAUGAUCGCUCCAGCAUGGGCUGCUGCAUUUGCAUCGCCCCCAGCGGCCAUGGCAUUAGCAAUGAUUGCUGCUGGUGCCUCUGGUGGGGAAACUACAGCUCCUGUCACAACAUCACAACUACGGCGUGACAGUUCCUUGCUUGAGAGGAAAACAACUAGGCUCCAUACAUUUUCCAGCUUUCAAAAACCGUUGGAGAUGCCGAACAGAGCACCUUCUUUACCGAAGGACAAGGCUGCGGCAAAAGCAGCUGCCUUGGCAGCUGCACGUGAUUUGGAGCGUAAUGCAAAGAUUGGUUCAGGAAGGGGUCUCAGUGCUGUGGCCAUGGCCACAUCAGCACAGAGGAGAAAUGCUAGUGACAGGGACCGUGUAAAGCGAUGGAAUAAUUCUGAAGCUAUGGCAGUUGCCUGGAUGGAAUGUUUGCAACCAUUUGACACAAAAUCAGUAUACGGGAAGGAUUUUAAUGCUUUAUCUUAUAAAUUCAUUGCUGUCCUUGUAGCAAGUUUUGCUUUAGCAAGGAACAUCCAGCGAUCUGAGGUUGAUAGGCGAGCUCAAGUUGAUGUUAUUGAUCAUCAUCGCAUGUGCAAAGGAAUUCGUGCAUGGAGGAAAUUAGUACAUUACUUAAUAGAAAUGAGAUGUCUCUUUGGUCCAAUUGGGGAACAGUUUCCCAAACCUUCACGUGUUUUCUGGAAGCUAGACUUGAUGGAAAGUUCUUCCAGGAUGAGGCGAUGUUUGAGGAGGAAUUACAGAGGGUCCGAUCAUUGUGGUGCUGCUGCAAAUUAUGAGGAUCAAAUUGACUUGAAGAAAGAUCGGGAAGAUGCAUUGAGCUCAUCAAAUGCCUCUAUAUUAGCAGCAGAUGCAAUAGCUAUAGAGGCAGUGAACGAUGAUGAUGUACAAAUGGAAAUUGAUAGUUUAGAUGGUAGGGCCGAUGAUGUAGAACAAAGUGUUGUGAACUCAAAGUUGACUGAAACAUCUGAGCAGAACCUCCAGGCGUCUGCAGAGUCUAGUAAUACACAACUUGUCAAUGACCAAGAGUUAAUUCAGGGUUCAUCACCAGUUGCGCCAGGGUAUGUUCCUAGCGAGCUUGAUGAAAGAAUUAUUCUUGAGCUUCCUUCAACAAUGGUCCGGCCACUAAAGGUUAUACAAGGAACCUUCCAGGUCACAACAAGGAGAAUCAAUUUUAUAGUUGAUAGCAAUGAUCUCAAUACAACAAUGGAUUCCAGCUGUAAACCAAAAGAAGACCAGGAAAAGGACAGGACCUGGAUGAUGUCUUCCCUCCAUCAGAUUCAUAGUCGAAGGUAUCUCCUAAGAAGAAGUGCUCUUGAACUGUUUAUGGUUGAUAGAUCAAACUACUUUUUUGAUUUCGGGAGUACUGAGGGACGGAAAAAUGCGUAUAGAGCAAUUGUUCAAGUGCGACCUCCUCAUCUGAAUGAUGUAUAUCUAGCAACUCAGAGGCCCGAACAACUUCUCAAGAGAACUCAGCUUAUGGAGCGCUGGGCUAGAUGGGAGAUCAGCAAUUUUGAAUAUCUAAUGCAUCUCAAUACCCUGGCUGGGCGUAGUUAUAAUGACAUUACCCAGUAUCCAGUUUUCCCAUGGGUUCUUUCUGAUUAUAGUUCAGAGAGUUUAGAUCUUUCUGAUUCUUCCUCGUUCAGAGAUCUUUCUAAGCCUGUCGGUGCACUGAAUGCAGAUCGCCUUAAAAAGUUCCAAGAGAGAUAUUCAAGCUUUGAGGAUCCAGUAAUCCCGAAAUUUCAUUAUGGUUCACAUUACUCAAGUGCUGGAACUGUGUUGUAUUAUCUUUUUAGAGUUGAACCAUUUACAACUCUCUCAAUUCAGUUGCAAGGUGGAAAAUUUGAUCAUGCUGAUCGCAUGUUUUUAGAUAUUUCUGGUACUUGGAAUGGGGUUCUGGAAGAUAUGAGUGAUGUGAAGGAAUUAGUUCCAGAGCUUUUUUAUCUUCCUGAGAUCUUAACAAAUGAAAACUCGAUUGAUUUUGGCACCACUCAAUUAGGGGAGAACCUUGAUUCUGUCAGACUCCCUCCUUGGGCUAAAAAUCCAAUUGAUUUUAUUCACAAACAUCGGAUGGCUCUUGAGAGUGAGCAUGUAUCAGCACAUUUGCAUGAGUGGAUUGAUCUCAUUUUUGGGUAUAAGCAACGAGGCAGAGAGGCUAUUUUGGCUAAUAACGUCUUCUUUUACAUUACCUAUGAGGGGACGGUUGAUAUUGACAAAAUAUCUGACCCUGUACAACAACGUGCCACACAAGAUCAAAUUGCCUACUUUGGUCAAACUCCGUCUCAACUCUUAACUGUGCCUCAUUUGAGGAAGAAGCCAUUAGCUGAUGUCCUCCAUCUGCAGACAAUCUUUCGGAACCCAAAGGAUAUCAGAUCAUACUCUGUUCCCACCCCAGAACGCUGCAACCUACCUGCAGCUGCAAUUCAUGCAACUUCAGAUACUGUUGUUAUUGUUGACAUAAAUGCACCUGCGGCACAUGUAGCACAGCAUAAGUGGCAACCCAACACACCUGAUGGCCAGGGUGCACCAUUCCUCUUUCAACAUGGAAAGGCCUCAAUGAAUUCUACCAGUGGAACAUUCAUGCGUAUGUUCAAAGGGCAGGCUGGCUCUGCUGCCGAGGAGUGGCAAUUUCCCCAGGCACCAGCAUAUGCUGCAUCUGGAAUCAGGAGCUCGUCUAUUGUUUCCAUUACUUUGGACAAAGACAUUAUCACUGGCGGACAUGUUGACAAUAGUGUGAAGCUAAUAUCAUCAGAUAGAGGAAGAACAUUGGAAACUGCGUAUGGGCACUGUGCACCGGUAACCUGUGUCAGUGUUUCUCAUGAUAGCAAUUAUCUAGUCACCGGAUCCCGUGACACCACUUUGCUAAUUUGGAGAUUACAUAGAUUGUCAACCAGUCGUUCAAGUGCCGUGUCAGAAACUGCCAUGGGGACAGACAUGUCCACAUCAGGCAGUGGUAGUAAUUUAUCCUCUAUAUUGGCAGACAAAAGCCGGAAGCAUCGAAUUGAGGGUCCCAUACAUGUUCUUCGGGGUCACCACCGUGAAGUUGUAUGCUGCUGUGUGAACUCAGAUCUUGGUAUUGUUGUUUCAUGCUCCCAGUCAUCGGAUGUUUUGAUACAUUCCAUCAGAAGAGGUCGGUUGAUCAGAAGGUUGGCUGGUAUAGAGGCCCAUGCUGUAAGCCUUUCUUCCGAGGGAGUUAUAUUGACUUGGAACGAAUCACAAUGUACUCUUUCAACCUUUACUCUGAAUGGAAAUCUAAUUGCUAGAGCACCAUUUCCGUACUCUUCCAGCAUCAGUUGUAUGGAAAUAUCUGUUGAUGGGGAGAGUGCCUUGAUUGGAAUAAAUUCAUCCGCCCAAAACAAUAGAACCCCCACUAAUAACUGGGAGUUUAAGUCCAAGGAUUUCUUCACACCUGAUGAAACUUCAGAAGACGAGAGAUUAGAUGUUCCGGUUCCUUCUGUUUGCUUUUUGAAUCUGCAUACUUUGAAGGUUUUCCAUACUCUGCAACUCAAAGAAGGGCAGGAUAUCACUGCGCUGGCAUUAAAUAAAGACAACACAAAUCUUUUGGUGUCAACUGCAGAUAUGCAGUUAAUAGUCUUCACUGAUCCCGCUUUGAGCUUGAAAGUCGUAGAUCAAAUGCUGAAGAUUGGCUGGGAAGGUGAGGGACUCAGCCCUCUUAUAAAAUCGUAGCCUUCUGCGGCAACAAAAGAGUUCAAUACUUGUAUAGCUGGUGGACAAAUUCUGCAUCAUAUAUAUUUGCUAGCACUGAAACGUCGAUGGAUAUAUCUUGUUGCUCUUUUUUUUUUUUUCUCUCAAGCACGGAGUGGAAGGAGAUCUAAAGCCGAGGCCCUAUGCUCGAUAGGUUUGCCUCUUUAAUUUCAUGCUAUAUAGAGAUAUCACGUCGUCGUCGUUGCUAUUGAGAUGUAACUCCAGUCCUCACACUUGCUGUCCAAAAUCUGGCCCUUUGUCGGUUACACGUUGUAAAAUAUGUGAUAGACUAGCCCCAAAUCUUAUGAAUAUACAUUAGCUUCUAGAUACUAGAAUGUUACAUGCGGGGCCAUUCUUUAUGGGAUCAAGUUGUACGUAUGUCACUAUUUGUUGAAAUUGUGAGGCCUUAGGCACUGGGCUUGAGAUUGAGCUUUCCAGUUUUGUCCAUUCUUCAUUUGAGAAGUAAAUGACCAAGAGCUCUUCCAUUA
Molecule: messenger RNA, 9786 nt
Organism: Cucurbita moschata (crookneck pumpkin)
Lineage: Eukaryota; Viridiplantae; Streptophyta; Magnoliopsida; Cucurbitales; Cucurbitaceae
Product: BEACH domain-containing protein C2
Exons: 32
Coding region: 365-9280 (2971 amino acids)
Molecular function (GO): protein binding
Source: RefSeq, a predicted model, not a curated record